Molecule: messenger RNA, 3092 nt
Organism: Dunckerocampus dactyliophorus (ringed pipefish)
Lineage: Eukaryota; Metazoa; Chordata; Actinopteri; Syngnathiformes; Syngnathidae
Gene: wnt16
Product: wingless-type MMTV integration site family, member 16
Exons: 4
Coding region: 1945-3015 (356 amino acids)
Biological process (GO): canonical Wnt signaling pathway; multicellular organism development; neuron differentiation
Cellular component (GO): extracellular region
Molecular function (GO): cytokine activity; frizzled binding
Source: RefSeq, a predicted model, not a curated record
GUAAACUGACCUAGAACAUAGACCAAGUAGUCCCUAUUUGCCAAGGCUAUCUAGUACAUAGUCCUAGACCCAUGGACCUAGUCUCAUCUAGGACAUUUAUCUAGAAACAAUUAGACAUGUACCUACAAUCAUGGACCUAGACAUCUAGACAUAGUCCCAGUUAACUCAUGAGCCUAGACUGUCUAGUACGUAGACCUAGACCCAUAGACCUACAGUCAUCUAGUACAUGGACAUAGACUCAUAUACAACAUUGACCUAGCACAAAUAGAUGGCCUACAAUCAUGGACCUAGACACCUAGUAUAUAGACCUAGUAGACUCAUGGACCUUGACUAUCUCGUACAUAAACCUAGACCCAUGGACCUAGACUCAUCUAGUCAUUGAUGUAGAAAAAACUAGACAUGGACCCACAAUCAUGGACCUAGACAUAGUCUAAGCCCAUGAGUCUACUGGGUCUAUCUAGUACGUAGUCCUAGUACCAUAGGCCUACAGUCAUCUAGUACAUGGUCCUAGAAUCAGCUAGACACAUGGACCUACAGUCAACUACAACAUUCACCUAGCACAAUUAGACAAGGCCUAAAAUCAUGGACCUAGGCAUCUAGUACAUAGGUCCUAGUAGACCUAGACCCAUGGACCUAGACUCGCCUAGUCAUUGAUGUAGACACAACUACACAUGGACCUAGACAUAGCCCAGUAGACUCAUGCCCUAGACUAUCUAGUACGUAGUCCUAGUACCAUAGGCCUACAGUCAUCUAGUACAUGUGUAACCCGCCCUGUUUCACACUGCCUGCACCGAGGCUUUAACACAGGACCUUCGUAAGGGGAGGCGAGAGCGCUGACCACACGGCUAAAAGUCUGGACUGUCGACUGCGUGUUCAGCGCAGCUCUUAAGGCAGAGGGAGUGAGGUUUGCCAACGUACACUUGCACAGCCUCACUGGCUGGCAUCCGUUACACGUGGACCUAGAGUCAACUACAACAUUGACCUAGCACAAUUAGACAUGGCCUACAAUCAUGGAGCUAGGCAUCUAGAACAUCAUGUGGAAUCAUGUAGAUCAUGGACAUAGGAUCAUCAAUAAAUUGGACCUAGACUGAUCUACAAUGUGGAUCUAGAUGAUCUAAAACAUGAACCAAGAAUUAUGGGCCUAGAUGAUCGUAGGACCUGGAGCUGUGACCGCAUUCUACAUCAUGAAUUCUAUGUGCGCUAACUAUAUUUCCAAUCAGAGGAAACAACUAAAUAAUGGUUUUCUAUUUGAUAAGGUUCAUGUUGAAUAUACUGUAUGUAUGCUCAACUGUCUUUUCUAUCUAGGUUGUGUUUUCUACUUGUUCAAUGUAACACGUCGUAUGAUAUUGAUAUCAUUUGUAUAUAAAAGUAUUUGUGUAUGAUAUUGGUAUCAUUUGUAUACAAAAGUAUAUCUGUGUAAGAUCAUUAGUAAUAUUUGUGUAUGACAUCUAUAUCAUCAGUAAUAUUUGUGUAUGAUACCGAUAUCAUUAGUAAUUGUGUAUUAGUAAUAUUUGUUUAUGAUUUCAAUAUCAGUAAUAUUUAUUAUUAUUGAUAUAAUCAGAAAUAUUUGUGUAUGAUAUUAUCAUUAGUAAAAUGUUGUGUAUGAUAUCAAUAUAAGUCAUAAUAUUUGUGCAUGAUAUCAAUAUUUGUAAGAUUGUGCCAAGCAGAAGAUUCUUUCAUCUUCAGCAGUUGGGUGUAAACUUUCAGCCAGGUCACGUGACUGCCAUUAGCGCCAGAGCGUCGGGUUGUGACGCCAUCGGCUCCUGACACCACGCUGGCCCAAUGAGGACUCUUGCGGCCCGGACGGCUUCUUCUUCUCCCGCUGGCAGUCUCGUCCGGGAUUUGCUUCUGGAUCAGAAGCGGCGGCGGCGGCGCUCCGGAGCGCGGGAAGCCGCCGUGCAGCCUCUCGCACGCGCACGCGCAUGAAGACGACGCGCGGCAGACAUGGAGACGAGCCGGGUCCGACGCGUGUGCACGCUGACCGUGCUGCUGCUGUGCGUGUGCGUGUGGCCGCUGAGCUGCGGGGCCAGCUGGAUGUUGUUGGGUCUGAGUUCCGCGGGUCAAGCCGAGGAGGCGAGCUGCUCCGAACUUCCUCUGAGUGCCCACCAGAGGGACAUGUGCCGGAAGAGGACUUUCCUGGUGCCGAGCAUCCGAGACGCGGCCCAGCUGGCCAUCAGCGAGUGUCAGAACCAGUUCCGACACGAGCGCUGGAACUGCUCCACCUGCAAACACCCGUCCGUGUUUGGCCACGAGCUGACGAGCGGAACCAAAGAAACCGCCUUCCUGUAUGCAGUGAUGGCCGCCGGGCUGGUCCACGCCGUCACACGCUUCUGUAGCCACGGCAACAUGAGCGAAUGCGGCUGUGACACCCGCCUGAAGGGGGCGGGCUCCCCCACCGACGGCUGGCACUGGGGGGGCUGCUCGGACCACGUCCAGUACGGGACUUGGUUCAGCCGCAGGUUCAUCGAUCACACCGCCAAGAACGCAUCGACCGGCGCCAGAGGCCACGCCCUCCUCAACAUGAAUGUGCACAACAGCGAGGCGGGGCGCCAGGCUGUCGUCAUGACGAUGUCUACCGACUGCCGCUGUCAUGGCGUGUCGGGCUCAUGCGCCGUCAAGACGUGCUGGAGGACCAUGGCGCCGUUCGUUCACGUGGGCGAGUACCUGAAGGAGCGCUACGAGCACAGCGUCCAGGUGUGGCCGGGCGGUAGGAGGAAGAGCAGGAGGAAGGAGGCCCAGCGGCGCCCCCCGGUGGACAAACACCAGCUCGUCUUUGUCAACAAGUCGCCUAACUACUGCCUGGAGAACCGCCGCUGGGGCGUGUUUGGCACCAGCGGGCGCCGCUGCAACCGCACCUCCAGCGGGGCCGACGGCUGCAAGCUGCUGUGCUGCGGGCGGGGCUAUAACACGCACGUGGAGCGCCAUGUGCACCAGUGCGCGUGCAAGUUUGUGUGGUGCUGCUAUGUGCGCUGCAGGCGCUGCGAGAGCAUGAGCGACACGCACACCUGCAAGUGAGCGCCUUCCCCUGCCGGUCACCCGGGGGCACUGUGUCGGCGUGCCCCCUACCCUUGGACUUCUUCCUGCUUGGAAAA